CAUCGAUAACAUCGAUAUUGGCACCGACGUUUCCCCACCUUUAGGGAUUCUUUUUAUUUCCGCCGUUUGCCGAGAAAGUUGGAAAAUCAUGGGCAAGCCAAGAGGUCUGCGCACUGCCAGGAAGCAUGUGAACCACCGUCGCGACCAGCGUUGGGCCGACAAGGACUACAAGAAGGCUCAUUUGGGAACCAGAUGGAAGGCCAAUCCCUUCGGAGGUGCUUCCCACGCCAAGGGAAUCGUCCUUGAGAAGGUCGGCGUCGAGGCCAAACAGCCCAACUCUGCCAUCCGCAAGUGCGUGAGGGUUCAGCUGAUCAAGAACGGCAAGAAGAUCACCGCCUUCGUACCCCGUGACGGUAGCUUGAACUACAUUGAGGAGAACGACGAGGUCCUGGUCGCCGGUUUCGGUCGUAAGGGUCAUGCCGUCGGUGAUAUUCCCGGUGUCCGCUUCAAGGUCGUCAAGGUGGCCAACGUCUCCCUCCUGGCCCUCUACAAGGAGAAGAAGGAACGCCCAAGAUCUUAGAUGAGCACACAUCUAAUCUUUUUCCAGACAAGCAGAGUUAGGGUUUUACAAAACUAAAUAAACAAAAAAUGAAACAAA
Messenger RNA from Drosophila elegans, 598 nucleotides. RefSeq names its product 40S ribosomal protein S23 (gene RpS23). The transcript has 3 exons. The coding region runs from base 89 to 520 and encodes 143 amino acids. Gene Ontology annotation, biological process: translation. Lineage: Eukaryota; Metazoa; Arthropoda; Insecta; Diptera; Drosophilidae. The record is from RefSeq and is a predicted model, not a curated record. Gene Ontology annotation, cellular component: cytosolic small ribosomal subunit; ribosome. Gene Ontology annotation, molecular function: structural constituent of ribosome.